This is a messenger RNA of Lucilia cuprina (Australian sheep blowfly), 2066 nucleotides long. It is a transcript of the gene gsb-n, whose product is annotated as protein gooseberry-neuro. NCBI's taxonomy places the organism in Eukaryota, Metazoa, Arthropoda, Insecta, Diptera, Calliphoridae. The transcript is spliced from 5 exons. Bases 483 to 1919 code for a protein of 478 amino acids. The record is from RefSeq and is a predicted model, not a curated record. Gene Ontology annotation, biological process: regulation of transcription by RNA polymerase II; anatomical structure development. Gene Ontology annotation, molecular function: RNA polymerase II cis-regulatory region sequence-specific DNA binding; DNA-binding transcription factor activity, RNA polymerase II-specific.
CUUUAGUUGUUGGCCAAGUGUCGUGCUGUUUGAUUGAAUUAAAGAAAAAUAACGCGUUUUAACAAAAAAAGACAACGUUAGCCCCCAAUAGAAACAAACAGAAAAAAACCUAACGUUAUAUUAACAAAAUAUAAUUACUAGAAUUAGGAAAAAUUAUUUUGCCCAAAACAAGCUUAAGUUAAGAAAAAUCUAGAAAAAGCCUUAAAAGCUUUUCAAAUAACUACCGUCGGUAUAUGAUUGCAAAAAGCUCUUGAUGUAGUGUUCAGUGUUUAAACAAAAUUAAAUUUAUCAAUUUAAUAAAAAUCGUUUAAAACAAGUAACAAAUUCCUUUUAAAUUUAUGGAAUAAGUGCAAUUUUCUUUAAAAAAAUCCUUUUUUUUUUGUAAAGGCUAAUUUUAUGUUUAAAAAAAUAAGUUAAAGGAUUUCAAAAAGUUUCUUUUUUUUUGUAAGAGUAACAAACAAACAACAAAAGUUCCUAGCAAAAUGGAUAUGUCUAGUGCGAAUUCUUUGAAUAUGCGGCCCCUAUUUGCGGGUUAUCCCUUUCAAGGUCAGGGUCGUGUUAAUCAACUAGGCGGUGUCUUUAUCAACGGUAGACCGCUACCCAAUCAUAUACGUUUAAAAAUCGUAGAAAUGGCCGCUAGUGGUGUACGACCCUGUGUUAUAUCCCGUCAACUGCGGGUAUCACAUGGUUGUGUUUCGAAAAUAUUAAAUCGUUAUCAAGAAACGGGCUCCAUAAGACCGGGUGUUAUAGGCGGCUCAAAACCCAAAGUAACCUCACCCGAAAUAGAGAGUCGCAUUAAGGAAAUGUGUAAAGCUAAUCCGGGUUUAUUCAGUUGGGAAAUACGCGAGAAACUUAUAAAGGAAGGUUUUACAGAUCCGCCCUCAACAUCAUCGAUAAGUCGCUUGUUAAGGGGUAACGAUCGCAGCAGUGAUGAUGGACGUAAAGAUUAUAGUAUACAUGGCAUAUUAGGCGCCAGAGAUUCCGAUUUAAGUGAUACUGAAUCUGAGCCCGGCAUACCGUUGAAACGUAAACAACGAAGAUCAAGAACUACAUUUUCGGCCGAUCAGUUAGAGGCUUUAGAAAGAGCUUUUGCUCGCACUCAAUAUCCUGAUGUUUAUACCCGCGAAGAAUUGGCUCAAUCUACGCAACUAACAGAGGCUCGCAUACAGGUGUGGUUUAGCAAUAGAAGGGCACGCCUGCGCAAACAUUCGGGUGGUGGUGGUGGAGGCAGCAUGAAUGGUGCUAUGGCGGCGUCGGGAGUUAGUAACUCUGCAGCUGCUUCGACGGGAGCCAGUGGCUCUACGCCCUUAGGUUUUGGUCCCUUAGCUAUGAGUUCCAUGGGUUAUAGUCCGGCAGCCGGAACAACCGCCUCCAGUGGGGGCAUGAAUGACCAGCACAGUGUACAUGCAGCAGCAGCUGCAGCUGCGGCUGCCGCUCAUCACCCAGCCCACCAUCAUCACCAUCCUCACUCACAAAUGGGAGGCUAUGAUUUGAUGGCAGCCCAGUCGGCGCAUCAAGGUUUUGCUGGUAGUUUUCAUAAUACCCAUUUCAGUGGACAGAAUUAUUAUCAUCAAGAUUACUCCAAACUAUCCAUUGAUGACUUUUCGAAACUAACCGCCGAAAGUGUUUCAAAAAUCUCUCCCUCAUUACAUCUCUCGGAUAAUUAUACCAAAUUAGAAAAUCCCUCAAAUUGGUCUCAGGCGGCCGCUUAUCAAACAGCCGCCGCAAAUUAUAAUGCAGCAGCAGCACAUCAUCAUGCACAUGCAGCGGCGGCUACACAACAUUCUCUCAAUGAUUAUGCCGCCGCGGCCAAUGUCUCGCUCACACACAAUAACCCCAUGAACCCAGCAGCUGCCGUGGCAGCUUCAGCCUAUCAACAUCCACUGCCCACUCAAGGGGAUACCAAAUAUUGGAGUUAAUUGAAGUUUAUACAAGUACCCUAUUAAAACCAUAACACUGAUCUUUUUUUCAUUUGUUCAACUUAAGGAGGCAUUAAAUAGUUUUAAUUUUAUUGUAAUUCAAAUUAAAAUUUUUUUAAUUCAGUGUAAUUAUUUAUUACGGAUUUA